Molecule: messenger RNA, 3906 nt
Organism: Saccharomycodes ludwigii
Lineage: Eukaryota; Fungi; Ascomycota; Saccharomycetes; Saccharomycodales; Saccharomycodaceae
Exons: 1
Coding region: 1-3906 (1301 amino acids)
Biological process (GO): DNA integration
Molecular function (GO): nucleic acid binding
Source: RefSeq, a predicted model, not a curated record
AUGCGAUCGAUAACACAAGACGUGGUUAUUCGAAUGCCGGGAGAAGAUAUACCGGAAGAGACAAAGGAGGGAAGAAUUCCUAUAGAAAGGAUAACUUCCAAGAGAAGUUUUACAAUGUUUGUAGAAGAAACAAGUUGUGUUUCAACUGUGGCUCCCCAGAGCAUGCAAGAGCUAAUUGCCCUGGUAAUGCGAGGCCUUCCUAUUAAGAAACACAAGACAAGUAAACGAUGUGGUAUAACUAAGAGAGUUACUACCGCAGCCCCACACCAUGAUACUACUAUACAUCAAAAAGAUGUUCCUACUUCCGCUGCACUUACUAAUAUGACUACUGCAGCUAAACAUUCUGUCGAGACUUCACUUCAAAAGGAUACCUAUUUGGGUAACGUUGCUUCUCCUAUUGAUGAUGUUGUAAAGAAUGAUGAUUUUAUGUAUUCCAAUAUACCUUGCGUGACAGAAAAUCACAAGACGGGUGAUAUUGAGGAGAGGAGAGAUUUGGAAGAUCUUCCUCUAGUGUUCUUAGUUCAAGAAGAACCAUUAGUUGGUAAGAAAUUGGUUAUCAAUUGUGAGAUUAAAAGAAAAAAGGUACAAGCUUUGUGCGAUACAGGUAGUCCUACUUCGUUUGUAGAUGCGAAGCUAGUUGAAAAGUUAGGGUUAAAAGAGAAACCUUGUAAUACAUUUACGUUUAAAGGUGCGGUAAGUGAAACAACAGAAACCUGUGUAUCGUUUGUCAAAGUACCAAUGAAAAUUAACGAUAAGAGAAUAAUGAUUUCUGCUUAUGUGGUUAAGAAAUUCCGAUAUGAGUUAUUGAUCGGUAACCCAGUUAUAAAGUUACACAGUGACGUGUUUAAAGAACUGAUUGAUGUCAAAAACGAAGAUAUGUAUUUGGUAGAUAUGAUAACUGAUGACAAAGAGAAACAAAUAGAACAAGACGCCGAGUUCUUGUGUAGAAUAUGCCCUAUUGACAUAAGGAAUGAAAAAGAAAACGAGUUGGAUGGAUUUGAGAAGUUACCAGAAGGUCUAAGGAAAAGAUUUCAGACCCAUGUUACUAAUGAACUUCCAGGAAAUCCAGGCCCAGAAAAUUUUGAGUAUAAUAUUGUAUUGAAAGAAGGUUUUAAUCCACCAGAAUUAUACCCGUACAGGUUAACGCCCAAGAUGGAGCAAGAAUGUAGAAAGAUUCUAGAGGACCUCAUCAAGAAAGGAUUUGUGUCAGAAUCUAAUGCUGCCUGCGGAGCGCCUAUUAUAUUAGUACGUAAAAAGGAUCAAACAUGGAGAUUAGUUGUUGACUAUAGAGAAUUGAAUAAAGGUAUUGUAAAUGAAAGUUUCCCAAUUCCUUCGAUCACUGAACUAUUCGCGAAAGUUGGUGAUGCAAAGGUAUUUACAACUCUAGAUUUACACUCAGGAUACCAUCAAUUAAGGUUGAACGAGAAGUCAAAGGACUUAACGUCGUUCACGACACCCUUUGGUCAUUUUAGAUAUGAAGUAUUACCGUUUGGUAUUAAAACGGCCCCAAAGAAUUUUAGUAGAUUUAUGAGUAAAUUAUUAGAUGGAAUCGAGAAUGUAUACGUCUAUUUAGAUGAUAUAUUGAUUGCCACAAGAGACAAAACUGAACACUACAAAAUACUAGAGAAAGUAUUAGAGAAACUUAAGAGUAAUAAUUUGUACUGUAAAAGGUCAAAAUGUCAUUUUGUAAAAGACAAAGUAAAUUAUUUAGGUCAUGUUUUAACUGCUGAAGGUUUAAGUGUUGAUGAAAAUAAGAUUAGUGCUAUUAAAAAGCUAACUAUGCCAAGCACUAUAAAAGGUAUGCAAACGUUCUUAGGAUUAGCGAACUAUUAUAGGAAAUUCAUAAGCAAAUUUAGUGAAUUAUCACAACCGUUAUAUGAUUUUGCAUCCAAGAAAGCAAAAUUAGGAGAAAAGCAAAGAAUUGCGUUUGAGAAACUAAAAGAAGCAUUAACGUCAACUCAAGUAUUAGUGCCAUUUGUGGAAGGAGACCAUUAUGAAUUAACAUCUGAUGCUAGUUUACAUCAUGUUGGAGGUGUGUUAGAAAGAUAUGAGAAUGGAAAGUUAAAAGGUGUAAUUGGAUACUUCUCAAAACAUUUAAGUGAAACACAAUCUAGAUAUCCAGUUGGAGAAAUAGAACUAUUAGGUAUCAUAUUGAAUCUUAAACAUUUCAGAUACUAUUUGCAUGGUAGAAAGUUUACGCUUAAUACUGAUCACUCUUCGUUGCUAUCGUUUAGAAAUAAGACAGAGCCCCAUCUAAGAUUAGCACGAUGGUUAGAUUAUUUAGGAGAAUAUACGUUUGAAUUACGAUAUAUCAAAGGAACAAAAAACGUAGUUGCUGAUUGCCUAUCUCGCCCAGAAGAAAUAUUACCAAUUGUAGAACUAGACAGUAUAAAUCCUAAAGAUUGGUUUGAAGAUUUAUUAAAAGACCCAUGGUCUGCUGCAAUCUUAGUUACCCUAGAUUCAAAGUUUAGAGAAAAGGUAAAGUGUAAAGACAAAAGACAAUAUGAAACGUUGUUACUGAAAUUUGGUAGAUCAAAGUUGAUUAAAGAACGCUACUCUUAUGAAGAUAAAACUCUUUUAUAUGAAAAACGUAUUUGUGUGCCAAAUAACAGAAGAAGAGAAUUAUUACAUGCUUUCCAUGAUUCAAUGUUACAAGGAGGACACUUUGGUGUCGCUGCCACCACGGAAAAAAUUGCAGAUAAAUUUUAUUUCCCGAAAUUACAUAAGUAUGUGGAACGAUAUAUUAGACACUGUUUGAAUUGCCAAUUGAACAAGAAGACUGCCAAUACUACUCAAGGCAUGUUAAAACCACUACCCGUUGCCUCAGGUCGUUGGCAAGAUUUGUCUAUUGAUUUUAUUACGGGACUCCCACCGUCACGACGACAUAAUGAUAUGAUUAUGGUAGUUGUCGAUCGAUUUUCGAAAAGAUCACAUUGGAUUGCGAUGAAGAAAACAGCUAACUCUAAAGAUAUACUUCAAUAUUUAUACCGAUAUAUCUUUGCAAUGCACGGUUUCCCACGAACGAUUGUAUCUGAUAGAGAUAUCCGUUUUACUGCUUCCGUAUAUGAAGAGUUAACGAAACGAUUAGGAAUUAAAUUAUUGUUCAGUUCAAGUAAUCACCCACAAACAGAUGGACAAACUGAAGCUGUGAAUAAGAUAGUAAACCGUCUAUUAAGAACAUUUUGUAGUCAAGAUCAGGAUUACUGGGAUGUAUAUUUACCCCAUAUGGAAUUUUGUUAUAAUUCAACUCCGGUUACGAGUACUGGUAUUUCACCAUUUCAAGCUGAUAUUGGUUAUACACCAAAUACACCGUUGUUAGAUACAACUAAUGAACUAGAUACAAGAAACUUUAAUGCUACAAAAAUGACUAAACAUUUGAAAGCUUUAUCAUUACGUAUUAAUGAUUCAUUACAGUUAAGACAGGAACAAAUGGAAGAAACUACAAAUGCUAAAAGAAAAGAAAUUGAUUUUCACAUUGGAGAAUAUGCUUUAUUGCAUAGAGAUGCUUAUUUUACAGGGGGAAGAUAUUUGAAAGUACAAUCAAUUUAUUUAGGUCCAUUUAAGAUCGUCAAAGUAGGUACAAAUGUUGUAGAAUUAGACUUACCAUCAAGUUUUAAAAAACACCGUACUAUCAAUAUAAAAUGGAUUAAACAUUUUUACAAUGACCCAGAAAAAUACCCAAAACAAUUACCAAGAACGAAAGAAGAAAGAAUACACAGAAUCACAGAAAUUACAGCCAUCAUAGGUUAUGAAACAACAACAGGAAAUUAUUAUUGUAAGAUGUUAGAUGUCAAUCCCGAACUAACUGCCACUUACGAAAAAGAGGAAAUCAACUUAUUACCCAGUUCUCGCUUGAACUCUUUAUUAGCAAACUAUAAACAAUUGCUAACCGAGACUUCAAAUUAA